Molecule: messenger RNA, 907 nt
Organism: Lycium barbarum (goji berry)
Lineage: Eukaryota; Viridiplantae; Streptophyta; Magnoliopsida; Solanales; Solanaceae
Product: replication protein A 14 kDa subunit B-like
Exons: 4
Coding region: 173-520 (115 amino acids)
Biological process (GO): DNA recombination; DNA repair; DNA replication
Cellular component (GO): nucleus
Molecular function (GO): DNA binding
Source: RefSeq, a predicted model, not a curated record
AAUUAUCCAUCAACAAGGUUUUUACUCUUGCACUUCUUUCAAACCUGUUCUGAAAAAAGAUUUUCUCAAGCUGAGUUUCUAGCAAAAACAGCCUCUCUACCCCACAAGGGUAGGGGUAGGGUCUACAUACACAUCACCCUCCCCAUACCUCACUUGUGGGACUAUACUGGGUAUGUUGUUGCUGUUUGUUGUUCAUUGCAUGGACACAUCAAACCCUGCAGUCUUUGUCAAUGCUGAGUUCCUCAAGGAGCAUGUAGGACGGAGGGUUCGAACAGUGGUUCAGGUUAUUCAAUCUGAUGGUGAUAAAGUCAUUGGAAAAUCCACAGACGAAAAAGAGCUAGUUGUGAAAGGAUAUCCACCUAAUCCUCUUUCAACUUUUGUUGAAGUAAUUGGUAUUGCUGAUACCACCCAGUCUAUUCAAGCAGAAACUUGGACCAAUUUUGGUGAUACACUUGAUGUUAAUAGCUAUGACAAAGUUUGCAGACUGGCAAAUGGGGACCAUAAGCACUUGUUUAUCUAAGGAAUGGCGAUCGGAUGCUAUAAAAAGAGGAUAUGUUCUUCUUUCUGCUGCAUUCUUCCAGUGUUUCGAUGUAUUAUAGUAGUUUGAAGUAUUUUGAAAUUUUGGAUCUGCACCUUCUGUUUUAGGUAGUUCAUCAUCAGAAGUUUAGCUCUUAAUUUACUAGAUGGAAACUUGUUAUUCUUCAACUUAUGCUAUUUGAUAUUUUGAACACUAAUGUUUGUGGUUCCACUAGCUAGCUAGUCAAUUUGACUUCAAACAAACUGUGUUUCAUAAGUUGUAAGCAUGGAGUAUGUCCUACAAAAUGCUAUAGUUCUGGAAUACUCAGUUUUUUGGGGGUUUUGUCCCUACUGGUUUGUGAAAGCAAUGGGACCCUGCUGGUUUGUGAUA